Molecule: messenger RNA, 3521 nt
Organism: Trichobilharzia regenti
Lineage: Eukaryota; Metazoa; Platyhelminthes; Trematoda; Strigeidida; Schistosomatidae
Source: the annotation of a GenBank genome assembly
GACUUGUUGUAAUUCACUUGAAAGGAUGUAUGAUUAAGAUGUUAUGAACUAUGAAGUGAAAAUGAGUUACAUUUGAGGAGUUUUUUCACCACGUUCCCAGUGGAACAUAAGGCUUCAAGCUAGUGGCUUGAAGUUUCUGUAGCAGUGGUGUUUAAUUUUACAGGAUGAGGCUGCUAGCCAGCCUCAUGCCUAGCCAACCUUUCCUCUUUACCAGGAUUAUUUCUGGCUUAGCGAGCGAGGUAAAGGAGUGAGUCGUCCAGUGGCCGGGGAUCGAACCCCGGACCAUGUGUAUGGUUGGCGAGCGUCCUAACCGCUAUGCCACCAACGCACCUUAUAUUCAUGCAAGUUCUGCUUAUUAAUUAAUACUCACUAGUAAGGAGGAUGGAUAUAUAGCCUUGUAGUGACUCGACGUAAUCUAGUGGAUAGUGACUAGAAGUAGAAUCCAUGGGGAUAAUGCGCAUUUUACCCCCUCACCCUGUUUAGAAUUGUUUCAUCAGCUAGGAGAAGUAUCGUACCUGGAUUCCCCGGUGAAUGAGUCAUUGAUGGUAUUUCUCCCACCCCUACCCCUUAGUGAGGCUCAAACUCAAUACUCAUCGUCUUAUCCAGUAGAAAUGUCAACCUGAGAUCAAACACUUCAGCUUAAUCAAUCAACAAGAAAUUCCAGACUGAAUCCAAUAACUUGUAGAGAUUCCUUUUGCCUACCUGCACAACUUGAAUCGGUACUAUUCAAUUUUAAGUGAAGCAGUUCUAGCUACUUUUCACCAAUAUAUAUUAUUAAUAUAACAACAGUACAGUACUACCAUAUAACUACACAUUUACCCCAGUUGCAUGAGUUCUUAUUUUGUCUGUUUUUUUUAUGCAGCUAACAUGCAUUUAGGUGAAUGAUAUUCAGCUUAUGACAGUGUACUCUUUAUUCACUGACUAAUUUUUUGAUGAAUAUUUAAUUUGACGAUGUCAUGAGAGAGAGAGAUACAACAACUUUAUUACAACAAAUUCAAUGUUUCAUAUGUUGUGACUGCUUUCAUUGCACAAUCGGCUUAACUGAACUGACAGAACACACUGUCUUUUACUGCAUGAAGUUUUUGAGGUGCAUAUUACUUUUCAUCUUUUUUUUUGUCUUCAUUCGAUAUCAUGUUUGUUAUUCUAAAAAAUCAAAGAUAAAACUGAAUGGUUCGUUCAUCAAUUUUUCCGUGUGCUCGUCCAGCUGUUCAAACUAUUCAUCAAAAUGAAAGCUGCAUGAAAGACAAAAACUCAAAAACAACAAAAUAUUUAAUUCAGUUUUAGAUUUUACCAUCGAUUGAUUGAUUGAUUGAGUGAGUGAACCAAAGUGCCCGGUGUCAAGCCAAGCUGACAUGUCGCCUUCUACUUGUGCAGAUGCUUCAAUGAUGAUGUUCUGAGCAUGUCAUUAGAAGUUAGUUGGUGGAUGGUGACUAGCAGUGGAAUACAGGAUAACGUGUAUUUCGUCCUACUUGGGACUCAUCAGCUACAUGCGCUUGUAUUACCCAGUGAAUCAUGCGACUACACGAGUUCUAACCAAGAAACGAAAUGACACAGUUUCAACCACUGGUGGCAGCGUUGGUGGUGGUGGUGGGAAUAAAGUUCAUCACUUUAGUAAUCAAAAUAUGGUGUUGCAGUCUGGUCCUAGCGGGACUGGUACACUCGUCUCCCGAUCAAGACAAACUGGAACAACAUCAGGAAAUAGCAGUAGCAUUGUUGCUGCGGCGAUAUCAGCCGCUGCAGCUGCAGCUGCAAUGUCAGGUGCUGGAGUUGUCAAUAGUCCACUAAAUGGUUUACAUAAUUUUUCUGGCUUACAUUCAUCAAAUAGCUAUCCAGGCAACAAUUUACUUUUUGCUCAGAAUAAUAUGGUAUCUCUAGGGAAUUCAAUCAAUACAUCUGUAGCUGGUUCAUUAGCAUCGGUUGCAGCGUUGUCUACACCAGCGUCUACACCAACAGCUGCAAAUAUAGCCAGUUAUCUGAAAGCUCAACAACAACACCAACAGCAACAAAGUUUAGUAGGAGCUGCUACGACUGUUGCCUUACAACAGCAACACCAACAACACAACCCAUUGUGCAAUACAAAUGAUCCAAAUGCUCAAGCUAUUCUUGCUGCAUUAACACUUCAAAAUUUCAAUGUUUCUAAUCCAUUAAUUACAUCCCAGCUAUUAAAACAACCUUUAAGUGGUCUUUCAUUCCCAUUGGAUAAUGUGAUUUCAAAUCUCCCGCUACAAACACAAACUCAUUCACAUCAACAACAACAACAACAGCAGCAAACACAAACAAGUCUAUUCAAUAGUAAUAAUAACAAUAAUCAUAAUAAUAGUAUGAGUACUGCUGGUACCACCAAUCUAAUGAAUACAAGUAAUAAUGGUGGUAUUAAUCCAUUUGCUUUAAAUGCUGCCACUGCCGCUGCCGUGGCUGCUGCUGCUGCUACCAAUCCAAAUAUUGGCACUGAUUUACUACUGAAUUCCCAGCCGGGUAGAGCUUAUCAGCUGUUGAAACCAACAUUUACUAAUCUAAAUCCACUGGGAUCAAAUAAUCUUACUUCCCUUAACACCUCACUUGUAGGAUCAAAUUUAAAUCUUUCAUCUGCUGCUCAACUUGGUCUACCAUUAAUGACUAAUACGAAUGUACAAAAUUUGAAUCUUCUCACAGCAGCGUCAUCAGCAGCAGCACAAACAUCAUCUUCGUCACCAUCAACAUCGAUUGCAUCGUCUAUUCAUCAAACAGCUACAAAUUUUGAUUUGAAUUCAAAUGAAGCUAAACUAUGGUUGGCAACUUUAUUUGGAGGCAACAGUGUUGGCGUUAAUCAGUCGGAUCUUAGAAUGUUGAAUAACAGUCCAAAUAAUAAUAAUAAUAAUCAAAUUUAUCAAAUGUACAAGUCGAAUAAUAAUUUGAAUGAUAGCACCAAUGCUUUGUUGAAAACGAAUUCUGUAUCAAAAACUAAUCAGGCAAAAAUGAAUAUUACGGUACAACAAAUCCAUAAUAUCUCUAAUAAUGCUACUACCAAUAAUAAUAAUAACAAUAAUAGUAAUAACCAUAAUACAAGUGGGAAUGGUAAUAAAACUAAUGAACAUACUUUAACGCAAAAUCAGUCGAAUAUUAACACGUCUAAAAGUGGUGUCCUUUUAACCCACAGUACAAAUACUCAAGAUAUGAAUAGUUUAACAAAUGCUGCUGCUAUGGCUGCAGCAGCAUGUUGUAUAAAUCCCCUGAGCUUUGGAAUUAAUCCUCUAGCCUCCCUAUCAUCAUACACGCCUAAUUCAUCGUAUAUAAAUGGAACAGGAUUACUUACUGAUCUAUUCAGUGGUACACCAGCACAACAAACAACUCUUUCAGCUAACACACUAGUGUCUGAUAUGAACUCGACAAAUACAAAUUAUUUGUCGAAUUUUUGGCCAAUAAUACCACCAUCAGUUUCUGGUCUGUCUUUGCCUACACCCAGCUAUGCAUCUCCGUUAAUUAUUGGAAAUCAAACAUUAUGUCGUCAAAAUACAAGUAUACCGCGUUUCUCUACUUACUAA